Lolium perenne is the source of this 968-nucleotide messenger RNA. RefSeq names its product HMG-Y-related protein A. Gene Ontology annotation, biological process: negative regulation of DNA recombination; chromosome condensation; nucleosome assembly. Gene Ontology annotation, cellular component: nucleus; nucleosome; nucleolus. Gene Ontology annotation, molecular function: nucleosomal DNA binding; double-stranded DNA binding; structural constituent of chromatin. NCBI's taxonomy places the organism in Eukaryota, Viridiplantae, Streptophyta, Magnoliopsida, Poales, Poaceae. The record is from RefSeq and is a predicted model, not a curated record.
UUCCUGCCUCCUCUGCAUUUCUUAUCUAUCCUGAUCCAAAUCCACCUCCCUGCGCACACACCUCCUCUCGGCAACAAAAUCCCCCACCCCUGCCCUGCCCUCCUCCCAGCUGCUCCGCCAUGGCCACCGAGGAAGCCGCCAAGCCGGCCCCGCUCCCGCCGUAUCCCGAGAUGAUACUGGCGGCCAUCGAGGCGCUGAACGAGAAGUCCGGGUCGAACAAGUCGGCCAUCUCCAAGCACAUCGAGGGCAAGUACGGCGACAUGCCGCCGACGCACGGCUCGCUCCUCACGGCGCACCUGGCGCGCAUGAAGGAGUCCGGCGAGCUCAUCUUCCUCAAGAACAACUACUUCCGCGCCGACGCGCCGGAUGCGCCGCCCAAGCGGGGCCGCGGCCGCCCGCCCAAGGACCCCAACGCGCCGCCCAAGACCCCCACCACCUCCCCGCGCCCCCGCGGCCGCCCGCCCAAGGCUAAGGACCCCGAAGCCGAAGCCGACAAGCCGCCCAAGAAGCCCAAGACAGCACCCGCCCCUGCACCUGCGGCCGACGGAUCCACCCCCGCCAAGCGCGGCCGCGGCCGUCCCCCCAAGGUACGCCCCGCCGAGCCGACGGCGGCCUGACCCUCCACCGUCCGCCGCUCGCCGCGCGCUCUGGGGCAUGCGCGGCAAUUGGUGUCUCCGGAUUAUUAUUAUUCGUGCGCUUGUUGAUCUAGGGUUCAGCUGCUCUCUUCUUCUGCAUCUAGUCAGUACCUCUAAUUGUCCGUGCCUGCUGCGCUCCUAGUGUCGAUUGAUGGAGUAAUUAGGAGGGUUCGAUCUGUCGCUGUCGUGUGGACCUAGUGUUUCCUACUGCUGCUCAUCUAGUGCUGCUGUUGUAAGCUAAGAUUAAUUAGGAUGAUAAGUGUGCUGAUUAAUCAGCUAAUGUGGAUCCAUUUGUACAAUUCAUGUCUGUGUGAUUGGUGAUUGUUCCAGUUA